UUGGACUCCUAUCAUCCCCUUCAUCUAGUGUGUAGAACAGCCUGCUUCGCCGUGUCCAACUGUUUUAGCUAGGAAUAUCGACUGCCACCAACUGGCUUGGCUUAUCGAAGCGCUGUCAGUACUAGGGAGCUCACUCAGCACGAGACACAUGGGAACCUCUCAGUCGAAGCCCGUCCCCAGGGACGAUGAGAAAGUCCAGGUCCUCUCCCGAGACAUGGACAGUAUGAGUAUUUCACAGGAGAAGCAAUGGGUGGUUGAUAAUGAUGUCAAUGAGGGCCCUGCAUACACGCCGUCAGGCCUUUCCGUCUCCCUGGCGAAACGCUGGGAGGAGGCCUUGGUUAAGGAUCCCAAGAACCGCCUUGCUAUUUCUGCUCUCUCAACGAACGCUGCCACAUCGGUUCUCAUGAACCCGUCAGCGGUACUGGCAGACACGCAGACCUUCAAUGUUAAGAUCCCCUUUGAAGGCGCUCCGAUUACGAACCAGCGCUCCUCAGGACGAUGCUGGCUUUUUGCCUCCACCAAUGUCUUCCGCGUAGCCAUUAUGAAGCGGUAUAAUCUAAAAGAAUUCGAAUUGAGCCAGGCAUAUCUCUUCUACUGGGAUAAGAUAGAGAAAUCAAAUUGGUUCCUUGAAAAGGCAAUUGAGACUGCAUCUCUUGAUCUUGACGGCCGGCUUGUGCAGGAAUUGUUCAGCGACCCUGUCUCGGACGGCGGGCAAUGGGAUAUGGUUGCCAACCUGGUGCAGAAGUAUGGACUGGUUCCGCAGGCGCUCUAUCCUGAUAGUUUCAAUGCAAAGAGUAGCUCAAAGAUGGAUUGGCUUGUUACUGUUAAGCUACGCGAACAGGCGCUUAUUCUGCGCGAAUUGGCACAAAAGAAGACUCGAGCUGAGACUCUCGCGGCGACCAAGGAUAAAUUCAUCCAGGAGAUUCAUUCGAUCGUCACCAUUAUGCUAGGUGUCCCGCCUGAUCCUGAGGAGAAAUUUAGUUGGGACUUCUACGAUGCUGAUGGCAAGUUUCAUAAUGUGUCGCUCACCCCGAAGGAGUUUGCUGCCAGUCUCUCUACGAAGCAAGGCAUCCAGGCCUGUGGAGGGAACAUUUAUCAAUUCUUCAGCUUGAUUAACGACCCGCGGAAUGAGUAUGGUCGACUUCUGACCAUUGAUAAACUGGGAAACGUGGUUGGCGGGAGGCCGACUACGUAUGUUAAUGUGGAAAUGGAUACUAUCAAAUCGGCAACAAUCUCCAUGCUCAAAGCCGGCUUCCCCGUAUUCUUCGGUUGCGAUGUCGGGAAAUUCUCCGACUCCGCCUCUGGUAUCAUGGAUACAGAUCUCUUCAACUGGUCUCUUGGAUUUAACCUCACCUUCGGAACGGGGAUGACCAAGGCUGCCCGGAUCGAAGCCGGUGAGUCAGCCAUGACACAUGCGAUGGUAUUGACGGCCGUGCACCUCGAUAAGGACGGCAAGCCUGUGCGCUGGCGUGUGCAGAACUCCUGGGGUGAGAGCGCAGGUGACAAGGGGUGGUUUGUCAUGACCGAUGGGUGGAUGGAUGAGUUUGUGUAUCAGGUUGUCGUUGAUCCCCGAUUUGUCGGGAAGGAGGUCAGGGAUGUGCUCAAGCAGGAGGCGAAGGUGCUGCCGAGAUGGGAUCCGAUGGGUAUUCUGGCAUGAGUGGUGGCUCGUUUCUACUUGUUACAAGUAUUAUGAUCUUGUCUCUUUGUCCUCUGGAUCAGAUAUCGUUUUAUCGAAUCUUAAUGAACCAUUAUACUCAUGAAUUAGGGUUCACAACGCCAGGGGUAGAAUCCAGGAACGGACUCUCACAUUAUGAUGGUUAAGUGAGCCAGUGAACAUUGCUAUAUCAAAAAAGGAUUGCUCACAAUUAUUCCGGAUCUGUUGUGACAGUUAUGCUAGAUUUGAGGUGCCAAAGAUGGAGA
Monascus purpureus is the source of this 1920-nucleotide messenger RNA. The record is from the annotation of a GenBank genome assembly. NCBI's taxonomy places the organism in Eukaryota, Fungi, Ascomycota, Eurotiomycetes, Eurotiales, Aspergillaceae.